AUGCGGGUGGCGUGGGUUGUCGUGAGUGUUGCGGCCGUGGCGUCUGCCGCGUUCUAUCCAUGCAAAGGCGAAAAGAUCCGCGUGCGCAAGCCAUGGAGCUUGCUCACGACUCCCGAAAAGGAGCUGUUCGUCGAGGCGCUUGGUGAAGGCAUGCGUCGAGGGUUCCACCACCGGUUUGCCGAAAUCCACUCGGAGCCCGAGAGCGAACAAGAAGCCCACGGGUGCAUGUUUAUCUACUGGCAUCGCAAGUUCCUCCUCGGGUACGAGAACAUGCUGCGCAGCCUCAAGCCGGAAUAUGCGUGCAUAACGUUGCCGUACUGGGACUACGCAACCCUGUCGAGCUCGUACACGUCGGGAAGCUGCCGAAGCGUCAACCAGUGCUCGUCCGACAUCAUUGCGUACUUGGGCGGGAAUGUCGAUUCGACUUCGACGCGGUCGUGGGACCUUAUCAACCGUGACAUUAUGGGCGGCGUCGGGUGUGUCCGAGGCAAGCCGUUCAACAACUUUUGUCAGUCGACUUCGGCGUUCGAGUCAAACCAGUGCAUGGGGUGCAUGCCGCGGGCCAACUACGACCAAGCCCGCGUUCCAGCCGAGGCCAACAUUGGCCAAGUGUUUGCACAAAUCCUUGGCGGAGGCGAUUCGUUCAGCGCAGCGUCGCGUUCGAUCCAGUUGGGAGCGCACAAUACGGUCCACGCUGCUCUCGGGGGGGCAAUGGGAACGCUGAAGUCCCCCGCCGAUGUCCUCUUCUACGCCCAUCACGCUCAAAUUGACUUGAUGCAUCGCAUCUACUUCAAGUGCGUCGUCGCGGAUGCUGCGCCCCCCAACCGAUCAAAGGUCCUGACGGACAAGGAAAAGCAAAACGCAAACGACCGUCGGAUCUGGACGAGCUGCCGACGGGCGUCCAACACGGUGAUCCAGCCAAAGCAUUGGGUCCGAAUGUUCUCGGGGGAAGCGGGCAGCGCGCCCAUGGACGUGAACAAUCCCAAGAACCCCCUGUACGAGUUCUUCAUGGCGCUUCCACGCGAGUAUUAUCUGUACGCGGACGGCGACGACCUUGGAAGGUUCAGCUACCAAUACCAGUACACUGGGAUGCUGGCCGACAUGCUGCUCAAGUGCAGAAACUUUGUGGCUCCGCGACGGGCGCUGCUUCUGGACGAAGAAGACGGGUACACGGGCAACAGAAGCCACUACCAGCAGCGCUGUGUAAAGCGACCGUUGCUCGAGUGCGAAGUGAAGGAGAAGUCGUUCUUGGACUUUAUGUCCACCAAGGCUGGUGAACUUGGCUGGUCGCACGACACGCUGGUCGAGCAGCUCGAGGCGCUGGUGUGCAUCCACCAGGACGAAUGCCUCGGCGGGUGCUCCGAUUACACCGAAGAAUUCAAACGCGUGUUUCACCCCCGUGGUCCCCCGCGCUGCAAAACGAUCACGGACCGCCUCAAAGCGAGCGACCUGUUCAUCAAACUGCCCGCGUGGCGCCAAGUGAUGGCCCGCUACUUUCCAUGUCCAGAUGACGAAGAGGAAGCGCCGUACAUGUAA
Messenger RNA from Aphanomyces invadans, 1536 nucleotides. RefSeq lists its product as hypothetical. The record is from RefSeq and is a predicted model, not a curated record. Bases 1 to 1536 code for a protein of 511 amino acids. The transcript is spliced from 5 exons. Lineage: Eukaryota; Oomycota; Saprolegniomycetes; Saprolegniales; Verrucalvaceae. Gene Ontology annotation, molecular function: oxidoreductase activity.